AUGAGGCGGUGCCUGGGUGCGUUGAGCAUCAGCAUGGGUCUUCUAGUCUCUCCGUUGACAAUCGGAUUCUGUCGUCGGAAAUCCACCCGGCUAACAGCCGUCCUUGGCGGGCUUGUGACAGCUCUCGGUUGCCUUUUCACCUCUUUUGCCACCAAGUUCCACCAACUGUUCCUCUCCUACGGAACGUUCAUUGGAAUCGGCGUGGGGUUGACCAGGGACACGUCCACGUUGAUGGUGGGGCAGUACUUCAAGCGGCGGCGGGAAUUGGUGGAGAUGUUGGUCGUUUCCGGCUCUGGGAUCGGCCUCGCCAUCAUGUCCGUCUUCCUCAAACUUGCCAUCGCGUCGAUCGGUUGGAGGCUGGGUCUGCAAGCAGUGACGGGAGCAGUGGUGGUGACAUCGAUCCUUGGGACAUGUUACCGGUCGGCGACGUUGUACCAUCCCCAGAGGAGGGCUAUUUUACACCUGAAGACCCAGAAGCGUAAGGUGAAAGGAGUUGGUGAGAAGGGGAAUCGAGGGGGAGACUCAGACAAGCCUCCCAUCUUGGAUUUUCAACCUCUCAAGAGUCGAACCCUCCAAAUCCUCCUAUUCUCCACCGCGCUCUCUGCCCUCGGCAUCCACACUCCUUUCCUCUUCCUCGCGCAGCAGGUGGAGGAGGGUCGAGUGGGAGGGUCGUUACUGUUGCAAGUAUUCCUGGGUCUGGCAUGGACCCUGGGCUCCUGGGCAUUUGGGAUCCUCGUCCUUCAAAACUCCACCGACUGCCGAAUCGCCAGACUCUACCUUUGCCAAGCAUCGGUGUUCAUGUGUGGAGUGUGUUUGUUGGCCUUUCCUGCCGUGGACGGGUACCACGGGCACGUCCUCUUCGUCUGGAUCUACGGUGUCUUCUGCGGAGGUUACCACUAUACCCUGAAGAUGUACACCUUCGAAAGGGUCCGGGCGAGGAAUUUUCCCAGAGCUUGGGGUUUCGUCCAAUGUUCUCAGGCUCUCCCCAUCGCCAUCGGGGUCCCCGUCUCCGGCUACAUAAACGUGAGCGUGGGCGGGAAAGCUGGCUACUACUUUAGUGCCGCGUCCAUGCUUGCGGCCAGCGUCUCCCUCUUCCUCAUCCCAGUCCGCGAGCGACGACGUCGCCUCCUCAAAGCCAAAGCCAAAGCCCAAGGUCAAGGUCAAGGUCAAGGCCAAGGCCAAGGCCACCCGUCCAACGACGACGUUAGGAAGCCGGAGCGGAAGCCUAAGAAGGGCUCGUUCGACCUAGGGGACUUAGACGACCGGGAUGGAUCGGACCCUCUAGCCCUGUUGCAACAGCUCCGAUCUGUGAAACCCGGGCAGCUUUCGGCCUUGUUGCAGGAAAUGUCAGAUGCGGCCGCGGGGAAAGCAGAAUUGACAUGCAUUUCCGAGGAAGGGAUCGCGGAUAUGGAUCUCCCCGACCACCUGCUCGACUUCGAUCUCGACGACCUCGCUUUCGCUGACUGCAUCACCUCCUGCAACCAGAUGGAGAAUUAUCUCCUCAUGAGCGAGUUCGAAGCGAAUCUCGAGUUCGAUCUCCAAAGUCCAACGACGUCUAGUGGAGAACGGGAUCGAGACCGGGAUAGGGAGAGGCGGACUAGUGGAAAUGGGGGACGGCGCAGAUCUUCUCUCGCUCGUCUGGGCUCCUCCAGCGGUCGCUCUGCCGCUGCCGCUGCCGCCGCUCCUUCUCCUGAAUCUGGAUCCAAAGCCCUCCUUGCCUCGCCACGCCGGCAGAGCUCUAGGAAACUAAUCGCCAGUGCAAAAAUGGAGACGGUUGAGGAAGAACGGAGUACGAAUCUAUGA
Molecule: messenger RNA, 1803 nt
Organism: Darwinula stevensoni
Lineage: Eukaryota; Metazoa; Arthropoda; Ostracoda; Podocopida; Darwinulidae
Source: the annotation of a GenBank genome assembly